Messenger RNA from Adineta steineri, 522 nucleotides. NCBI's taxonomy places the organism in Eukaryota, Metazoa, Rotifera, Eurotatoria, Adinetida, Adinetidae. The record is from the annotation of a GenBank genome assembly.
AUGGAAGACGAACGAGUCAAAAAUGUAGCUAAAUGGGUAUUAAAUUAUACUCGUGGUGAAAACGAAGUACCACAUACUCGUUCAUAUGAAAUUUACAGUAAAUUACUCUUUCGUAUAGCCGCUGCCGAUGGUGAACUUGCACCUUCUGAACGUGAAUGGAUUAUUGGUCAACGAGCUGCAUUAGGUGCAUCUGAUGAACUUCUCGAAAUGCUUGAAACAUAUGAACCGUCAGAUGAUGAUUGGGGAGCUUUAUUAGAAUUUCAACGUUCAUUUAUUGAAUCAGUUAAACAUUUUCUUAUCUAUGAUGCAUUUCAAGCAGCAUCAGCAGAUUCCGAAUUACAUGAAGAUGAACGAAAAGCUAUUUCCCAACUUGGAAAAGAACUUGGUAUAGAAGAAUCAACUAUAGAAAAAAUUGCUCAAUUACAUCGUGAUGAAGAAGAAAUUAAAAAACGACGUAUUGCAUUAUUAGCACCUCAUAAAAUUAAUAAACGAACUCCUUCAGUUACCGAAGAAGAAUUUUAA